CUGGUGAUAUUGUUAUGCUAAAAGAAGCUUAGCCCUGUGCCCACUGUUGAUAUGGCGGCGCUAGUUCGAGGCCUGCGUGCUGGAAGAGCCCUGCUGGGUUACAGCAGCGCAGUAGUGGUCCAGAGCAGCCCUCGUCCCCAGUACAGAGCACUGACGCGUGCCUUCCAUCGUGCUGCCAUCCUCAGAUUUACUGAUGACACCAAAGUUCACCAGAACACCCCGCCUCUGUCCGACCAUCAACACCAGCAAACCUGUGCUACUGAUGCUCAGCAGGAGGAACCGCAGUCUAACACCAGUUACCAGGAUCAGGGCGGCGAACAGGCGGAGGAUUAUGAGACCGAGGAGCAGCUCCAGUCUCGGAUCCUCACCGCUGCGCUGGAGUUUGUCCCCGAGCACGGCUGGACUGUGGAGGCCAUCGCUGCUGGAGCAGAGACUCUCGGCCUGUCAGCUGCCUCUGCUGGGAUGUUUAAUAACGGCGCAGGAGACCUGGUGCUACAUUUCAUCAGCCAGUGCAACGCUCAGCUCGCAGACAUCCUGGCAGAGCAGAAUAAUCAGGUCCAGCUUGGACAAGCAGAAAAGAAGAAAACCGACGAGUUCCUGAGGGAUGCAGUCGAGACCCGCCUCCGGAUGCUGAUUCCAUACAUCGACACUUGGCCGCAGGCGAUGAGUAUACUGCUGCUUCCUCACAACAUCCCAGACAGUCUGAAGCACCUCGCCACCAUGGUGGAUGACAUCUGGUACUACGCAGGCGAUCGCUCCACAGACCUAAACUGGUACACGCGCCGCGCGGCAUUAACAGGAAUCUACAACACUACGGAGCUUGUGAUGCUGCAGGACUCCUCCCCUGACUUUGAGCAGACUUGGACCUUCCUCAACAACCGUAUCAACGACGUGGUCACUGUGGCCAACACGGCGAAACAGGUGCAGUCAACGGGAGAGGCUGUAGUGCAGGGGUUGAUGGGUGCUGCGGUCACGCUGAAGAACCUCACUGGGUUGAACCAGAGACGAUAAACCAGUCUCCAGUCCUCCAUUUCAUCCACUCUUCAUCCGUUGUGAUCUGCAGUUGCAGCACGUUAUGAAUGUCUGUCUGACUGUCUGAUUAUUCUUCAUUGUGAGGAUCGCUUCAGUCACUUUGCUUUUAUUUUAAAUGUAGUUUGGGGAAUUUAAUUUGUCUGCUACAGUCAGCUGUGCCAAAGCUCUCAAGGUUGACUGACCUGCAACUCUGCUCUAAUCUAACGAAUCGAAUAUUCAGAUUUCAGAUGUUCCUGAAUACGAUGAUGGGCUUUUGAUUAGGUGUGGUAUAUUCAGGUCAGUACAUUUCCAUAGAGCAGGUUAAUCGGCCCCAGUUCAGACCCUGUGCACAUUAGCUUUGUGUUUUGCUCACUGUAUAAACUUUUUGAAGAAUAAAUGUAUAUUGUAUCUGCAAUUAAAGUUUUCUUAAAAUA
This is a messenger RNA of Neoarius graeffei (lesser salmon catfish), 1445 nucleotides long. RefSeq names its product coenzyme Q9 homolog (S. cerevisiae) (gene coq9). The record is from RefSeq and is a predicted model, not a curated record. Bases 52 to 1011 code for a protein of 319 amino acids. NCBI's taxonomy places the organism in Eukaryota, Metazoa, Chordata, Actinopteri, Siluriformes, Ariidae. Gene Ontology annotation, molecular function: lipid binding. Gene Ontology annotation, cellular component: mitochondrial inner membrane. Gene Ontology annotation, biological process: ubiquinone biosynthetic process. The transcript has 9 exons.